This is a messenger RNA of Camelina sativa (false flax), 377 nucleotides long. RefSeq lists its product as uncharacterized. The record is from RefSeq and is a predicted model, not a curated record. NCBI's taxonomy places the organism in Eukaryota, Viridiplantae, Streptophyta, Magnoliopsida, Brassicales, Brassicaceae.
UUGCAAGCAAUGAGAUCUUUCAGCUUAGUCAUAUGUGUUCUCGUCUUGGCAAUGCUCAUUAUGUUGGCCGAAUCCUCCUACGGUGGUGGAAGCAAACGCUCUCCUCCUCCUCCUCCUCCAAUGGCUCCUUCUCCAGCACCAACAACUGCUCACUUUGGCGAACCCAAGACGCUUCCACCACCUCCAAACGCCGCCACUUGCCCAGAGUUAAUCACCUCUACGUUCAUUACUCUCUUGGCUUUCGUCCUCUAAUAUAUAUCCCUUUUGUCUUUUGGUUUUCCAAGUUGUACGUUGUGUGCUGCUGAUCUCAAACAGCUAACCUAUAUGAAUCAGAUAAUUAUAUAACUGAUACUACAAUAAUAUUCCCCAUUUAGUUU